GGAAGCUCCCUGAAAUAGAGGCACCGACCACCUUAAAUACCGGGGAGCUCUGCACCUGCCAACGUCAUCAACGGCAAACGGGCAUCUUCACCUCCACAACAAAGACAGCCCGCGAUGGAUUUCUCCGACUUUGAAGUUAUCGACCCAAUCGCCGAGUUUGGCCAUGAGAGCAGCGACGAUGAGGAUGCGCAGCCGCCGUAUGCGAAUCUUCAGGGCGGUCAUCCCCCGUGGCAGGGCCAUGCGGGUAAGCUAGUCGGUGUUGUUGACAUGGGCAGCAAUGGAAUCCGUCUCUCUAUUUCCGACCUUUCGAGCCCAUUGGCUCGUAUGCUUCCUACCGUUUACCAAUAUCGCGCCUCCAUUUCUCUGUACGACUCUCAAUAUGAUCCCGAGACUGGAGAUCAGGUUCCCAUCCCUGACGAUGUCAUCGAGUCUGUCGUUUCAGUCUUGAGUCGGUUCGUUGUUAUUUGCGAGGACUUCCAGUGCAAGAAGGAGAAUAUCCAUGUUAUCGCGACCGAAGCCACCCGCGCUGCCCUCAAUUCGAAGCAGUUCUUGGCUGCUAUCAAAGACAAAACUGAUCUAACAGUUGAGCUUCUACCUAAAGAGGAAGAGGGCCAGAUUGGUGCCCUCGGUAUCGCCAGUGGCUUCUCUGACAUGGAAGGCCUGGUAAUGGACCUUGGCGGUGGCAGCACCCAGAUUACCUGGAUGCUCAGCUCGGGCGGUCAGGUUCGCAUGAGUCCCAAAGGCAGCUUCAGUUUCCCAUAUGGAGCUGCUGCUUUGACGAAGAAGCUCCACGAUCUUCGUGACGGUAAGAAGAAGGAUGAAGCCGAUGCAGCUGUCAAGGCUUUUGAGAAGGAAAUGAUCGCCAACUUCAAGGACGCAUACAACAAUCUGCAGAUCCCCGCCGAGAUGACCGAGAAGGCUGAGAAGGAAGGCGGGUACCGUAUUUAUCUCUCCGGAGGUGGUUUCAGGGGGUGGGGAUAUUUGCUCCUGUACCUGAAUCAGACGGAUGGCAGCUACUAUCCCAUUUCCAUUAUCAAUGGAUACACUGCCAAGCGCAAACAGUUUGAGGACACUGAGGCUCUCAAGCAUGUCGCUCAUGCCGCGAAAGACAUUUUCCGUGUUUCCGAUCGUCGAAGAUCCCAGGUUCCCGCGGUCGCGUUCCUUGUCAAUGUUCUUUCAGAAUCUAUUCCUGGAGGAAUCAAAGAGGCACACUUUUGUCAAGGUGGUGUAAGAGAAGGCUUUCUCUUCCGCCAGCUUUCACCAUCUAUUCGAGCUCAGUCUCCCCUAGAGGUUGCCACAGGCUACUUUGCCCCGGGUUCGCGACAUCUCAUUCAGCAAUUGCUCAAGAACGCAAUCCCGAAACCUUCUAAGAAGAAGGAGUUCCCAGAGGAGUUCGGCGAGCCUGUUGUUGACUCCUUCGCCAAUGCGAUGUAUCUCCACAUGUUCAUGAGUAAGGAGACGGCCUCGACGACGGCGCUGUACUCAACCAGUGUCGGAAACAUGUCUGCGAUCCAUGGUGUUUCGCACCAAGAUCGAGCAAGGUUGGCCUUGAUGCUCGAGUCCAGAUAUGACGGUGAACUUCCUCCUCGUGAGCUAGAGUUCCGUGAGUCACUUCGUGACAUGCUCACGCCUGAGGAAGUCUGGUGGGCAUCAUACCUCGGCAGGGUCGGACAACUCAUCACCGCGCUCUACCCAGCCGGUAAGAUCCACAAGUCGAAGCCACGCGUGGUGUUCACUUCUCAAUGGUCGUACACUUUGGGCAAGAAGAAGAAUAAGGAAGGUCUUCUGCUCACAAUCUCGGUACAGAAGACACACGAUGACCCAGCAAGAACAAAAGAGGCUGUCAAGAAUGCGGCGAGUAAUGUGGAAAAGAUUGGAAAGAAGAAGAACUGGAUUGGAGAUGAUGAGCCUUGGGGAAUGAAGGUUAAGGUCAAGGUUGUGGAGGAGGGUAUUCUCUCUGAGGAGAUGGAGAAGCUGAAAAUGUAGGAUAUCAUGAUUUUUGUUUCGGAAAUUGUGGAAAAGCAUAUUGGGCUUGAUUUUGGGAAUUGUCAAAGGGUACACUGGAAGGCAAAGGAAGGGCAGAAUGUAUGAUGGUACUGAUUAGCUGAUUUGGAACAAAUUGAGUAUGUUUCGUCUUUUG
Fusarium oxysporum Fo47 is the source of this 2140-nucleotide messenger RNA. RefSeq names its product Ppx/GppA phosphatase family-domain-containing protein. NCBI's taxonomy places the organism in Eukaryota, Fungi, Ascomycota, Sordariomycetes, Hypocreales, Nectriaceae. The transcript has 2 exons. Gene Ontology annotation, biological process: regulation of transcription by RNA polymerase II. Bases 115 to 1986 code for a protein of 623 amino acids. The record is from RefSeq and is a predicted model, not a curated record.